CAGCCAAAAACUAAAGUCCAUAUUACAUUAUAUAACAAAUCUCCCCAAUUUUUGUAUAUAAACGCACAAGUGCAGUACUUGGCAUCAUUCAAUCACUUGCACCAACAACAUGAACUCACUGAUUUUGUGCACUUUUGCCCUGUUUGCUGUCGCCCUCGCCGGCCACCACCACUUGGAGGACAAUGGCCCAGCAUUCUACAAAUUUGAAUACGGCGUUCACGACCCCCACACCGGCGAUAAAAAAUCGCAGUACGAGCAUAGAGACGGCAAGCAUGUGAAAGGUGGCUACACGUUGAAGGAAGCUGAUGGUACGACUCGCAUCGUGGAGUACCAUGCUGGUCCUCACGGUGGGUUCAAUGCAGUUGUUAAGAGAAUAGGUCAUGCUCAACAUCCCGCUCAUUAUGGGCAUGGACACGGUGAGCAUGGUCAGGGUUACGGUCAUGGUGGUACCAGCUACGUGGGUACCACUCAUUUCGGCUACGGCGGAUACUACCAGAAGUACCAGAGGUACCAGCCCCUUGCAAUGAAUUUUGUCUCGAAAGACCCAAUCCUUGUCCACUGGUACUACCAGAAUUACUCGAUAGGUACUGCCAGAAUUACCGGAGGUAGUUUGAGUCAAGAGACCACUGAAACUCCCAAAAGUACUACCAGAAGUACCGGAAGUACCAAGAAAAUCCGAAGGGUUCACUUUCUGGACCUCGGCUUGAAAACCUUUAUGAGGUCCAGCAGUGUACUUGACCACUCGGAUAGUACCAUCAGGUUCACGCACAGUAUAAACACCGCUCACUUCCUUGCCAAGUCGUACUUCGUGAUGCGAUUUUAUAUCACCGGUGUGAUGGUCUUCGACACCAUAAUCAAAUUUUCCAAGUGCACCAUCACCAUGAAUACUCUAACGGUCGCUUUUUGCGUACUCUUGGCCGCUACCGCGGUCCUAGCUCUUGGGUACCACCACGAAGACAAUGGCCCAGAGUACUACCAGUUCGAGUACGGCGUCCACGACCCUCACACCGGCGAUAUUAAGUCGCAAAAGGAGCACAGACAUGGAAAGGAAGUGACUGGGUCGUACACUUUGAAGGAAGCUGAUGGUACCACUCGCGUGGUCAAGUACCAUGCUGGGCCGCACGGUGGGUUCAAUGCGGUGGUUGAGCGGAUCGGACACGCUGUUCAUCCGGCUCAUUAUGGGCACCAUGGGCAUGGUGGACACGGGGGACAUGGUGGGACCAGUUACGUUGGUACUACUCAUUUCGGGUACGGCGGACAUUAGGCCAAUUUGUGGUGCCAAAGAAUGGUUGUGUUGAAUUUUGUGUUGUUUUUGUUACUUUUGAAUUUAUAAAUAAUGAUAAUAAAGAGAAAUUAGAAUA
Tribolium castaneum (red flour beetle) is the source of this 1361-nucleotide messenger RNA. RefSeq lists its product as uncharacterized. The transcript is spliced from 8 exons. Bases 110 to 1264 code for a protein of 384 amino acids. NCBI's taxonomy places the organism in Eukaryota, Metazoa, Arthropoda, Insecta, Coleoptera, Tenebrionidae. The record is from RefSeq and is a predicted model, not a curated record. Gene Ontology annotation, cellular component: extracellular matrix.